GGGUGGGACUUGCGUCCUGGUGUUGGAGGAGAGGGGAGCUUGUUCAGCCCAGUCUGGAGUGGCAUGCUCUUCUUGGUUCAGCCCAAAGACACAGGCUUCUAAAGAAGAGAGAUCGACUUGAACUCUCCAUUCUUCAAAGUAAAGAAGCUACAUUGGAAAGAUCUGGGAACCAGAUUCUGCUACUCUGGCAGAGACCAAUGAAAUUGCACAACACAGUUUUGCUCCCCCUCCUUUUCCGAGAAGAGAAGAGUGUACAGAGGAAGUUUAAGACUUGCUUUCACUUUCACUGCCAGUUCCAGUGAGGUGUAGGAGCCAUGACUGAACAAAAACAGAGCUAUUAUCCUGUGAAGAUUGUGAAAGGCUUGAUCAGUACCUUUGUUGAUGGUGUUAUUGAUGACCUGAUAGAGAAGGAUGUUUUGAGUCCAAAUGAGCUGAAGCAUUUAGAAAAAGAAUUUUCAACAAUUUUGAACCAAAGUGAGGGCCUGGUUGAUGCAUUGGAUCACAUAUUUCGAGGAAGCCAAAUUAUUAUGAAGAAAUUAUUACUUCCAUAUUUACCAGGAAAUUCAGGAAGUCAAAGGGAAGAUAAUGAGUUGGCAGUUUUCAUGAAGUCAAAGGAAAUGCAUCCCAUUUUAUCAGCUCUUGAGACUAUAUGCAAUUCUUCAGGAUCUGUUCAAAGUUAUCGACAGAGACUUGGCAAUUCCAUCUUCCAAUUCUUUAAGAAGAUUGAUUCUAAUGCAAUACAAGCAGCUGUACCCCCAAACCAAGUCAAGCUUUGCCGUCCAGAUUUUUACCAAGGACUGAAGGAAGCAAAGGAGGGAGAUAUAUAUCCGAUCAUGGAAAAGGGGACCCGUACACGCCUAGCCCUUAUCAUCUGUAACAUUUUGUUUGACUACCUUGAUGAACGACAGGGGGCUUACCUUGACAUUUGGGGAAUGUGGAAGCUACUUGAAAAUCUUGGCUAUACUGUCAUUAUCGAAACAAACCUUACAGCUCAGAAAAUGGAGUCAGUGUUGAAGGAGUUUGCUGAUCGCCCAGAACAUUUGUCCUCUGACAGUACCUUCCUGGUGUUCAUGUCUCAUGGCCUCUUGAAUGGUAUCUGUGGGAUAGAGCAUACAAAACAAAAACCAGACCUUCUGGCCACAGAUGUUAUCUUCCAAAUUUUUAAUGAUAGCAACUGUCCAAGUCUAAAAGGAAAACCAAAGGUCAUCAUCAUUCAAGCAUGUAGAGGGGAGAAACUUGGAAUCACAUAUGUAAUGGAUACACCAGAGUCUUCAGCAGGCACUCCUGACCAGCCCAUGCAAGAUCAUUCAGGGAAUAAUCCACUGGAACAGAAGCUCCUGGAGAAAGACUUCAUUUCCUUUUGCUCUACAACACCACAUAAUGUUUCUUGGAGAGUUGAUAUAUUGGGUUCUGUCUUUAUCAAUGAACUCAUUUACUGCUUCCAACAAUAUGCCUGGUGCUGUCACCUGGAGGAAAUUUUCCGCAAGGUCCAGAAGUCAUUUGAAAUACCAAAAAUCCUUGUCCAGAUGCCUACCAUUGAAAGACAGUCCAUAUCAAAAUAUUUCUACCUUUUCCCAGGAAUAUGAAAUUAAGCAGCAAUACUAACAGUUAACAGCAAUUCAGGUGAAAAUAUUCUAUAUGGCCUAGAAGAAAUCUAGAAGAUUUCCAGAACUACAUUGAAUAAUGUAGAGUGUUUUUCAAACCUGGUGCCUCAUGAAAAUAUUUUUAAUGGUCAUUUUUUCAUCUACUCUUUUGCUUAUCCUUUUCCCCCUCCUCAAAUAUUGUAACACUUUGGCCAAGGAGUAUCUUUGUCCAAAUUUGAAAAUUUAAGUACUCACUUUUCUUUUUCCUUCUAGUACUUAAAAACAUUAUUAUUUACAACAUAUUUAUUGGCAUUUUAUCAUAUCUGAUCCAUGUUAGAUGAAGUCAUAUAUUUUAGAUCAUUUCAAAUAUUUUAUUUUUAAAUAGUUUUAUAGGAGUAUAUCUUAUGCUUCCAUGUAUAUUUCCAGUUCUUGGAAGUCAGAGAUGAUGCUUUUACCCUUUGUUGUAAUCUUUGCAUUUCUUAGCAGUGUUGGUUUCAUGAUAGGACUUUAGAUAAUAGAAACUUCUAAUAAUGGACGGAGAGAACUACAAAAUGCAUAAAAUUCCAGUGAUUUGACUAAUAAAGAUAUAAAUUCAAAGUUUAUGUGAAUACAAUUAUGAAACAUAAUUGGCAGAAAUGAAGAGUGGCAAUUAAACAAAAAAAGGUAUUCUUAGUUCAUGUUUGGAUAGAGCUAAUAUUAAAAAAAUGAUGAUGCUAUCCUAAGACAUUUACAGGUCAAAUUAACCAAUCACAUCAGUGUUAAAUAGCUACUCUAUGUGCCAGAUACUGUAUUAAGGGUUUGGGAUUCAAAAAGUGCCAACAGACAGUUCUUGCCUUCAUGUUGAGAAGAAUUUACUGGCAUUGCUUUUUAUAGUUAGACAAUAUAAUGACGAAAAUGAAUUUUGGCAAAAUAUCUCCAAUCUGAAGGGAAAGAAUAAGAAAAAUAUAUAUGAAGGCAACAAUAUUAGUUUUCUAAAUUCUUUAUAAAGAAUCAUCAAAACUAUCUGCUACUGUUCUAAAAAAGAAAAAAAGGACACCCCUGAGAAAUAAGAUAUACAAUCAAUAGAAAACAGCAAUAUAGAUAUAAAACUAAUAGAAAAUGAUAUUCCAAAGUUUUGAAUGCAGCUAGGUGUUCAAGUAAAUAGAAUGCUGGGUAUGAAGCCAGGGAUGAUUUAUCUUCCUGAAUUCAAAUUUGGCCUCAUUCAGUUGCUAGUGUAUGUCCCUGGACAAGCCACUUAUCCACAUUUGCCUCAGUUUUCUCAUAUAUAAAAUCAACUAGAGAAGGAAAUGGCAAACAACUCCAUUGUUUAUGGCAAGAAAACCUCCAAAUGGAGUUACAAAGAGUUAAAUAUGACAGUAAAAUGAUUAAAAUUCCAAUGUUUACUAAAAACAAAAAACAAAUUUUCAGAGGAAGAAUUUCAUUCUUUGUCAAUAAUAUUUGUGAAAACUAGAAAGAAGAUUAGAAGAGUUUAGAAUGUGAACAUCUUUUUCUUUCCUUUUAUUUUUUGACAUAUUUUUAUAAUGUAUAUAAUUUUUUGACAUUUUGUUUUCUGACAUUUCUCCCUCCCUCUUUCCCCUCCUCUCCGUGAGAUGGCAUAUAUUUAUAUGACUGCUAUCAUGCUAUGCAUAUUUCUAUGUCUGUGAAGUUGAGAAAGAAGACACAUCACUCACAUAAGGAAAAAAAAAACUCAUGAAGGAGAUAAAGUAAAAAACUAUGUCCUUAAAUCAGCAUUCAGACUCCAUUAUUUCCAUCUCUAUCAGCACAUAGCUUUUUUCAUUACAAGUCUUUUGGAGUUGUCUUGGAUCUUUGCAUUGCUGAUGACAGUUAAUUUAUUCACAAUUGAUCGUCUUACACAGUUGCUGUUACUAUGUAUAAUGUUCUCCUAGCUCUGCUCACUUAACUUUCCAUCACUUAUGGAAUGAUAUCUUAAACCAUAUUCCACAAUAAACAUAUGAUGGAUAAGCAA
Molecule: messenger RNA, 3549 nt
Organism: Monodelphis domestica (gray short-tailed opossum)
Lineage: Eukaryota; Metazoa; Chordata; Mammalia; Didelphimorphia; Didelphidae
Product: caspase-12-like
Biological process (GO): proteolysis; regulation of apoptotic process; regulation of inflammatory response
Cellular component (GO): NLRP3 inflammasome complex; IPAF inflammasome complex; AIM2 inflammasome complex
Molecular function (GO): cysteine-type endopeptidase activity
Source: RefSeq, a predicted model, not a curated record